Messenger RNA from Pelobates fuscus (common spadefoot toad), 2607 nucleotides. It is a transcript of the gene B4GALT3, whose product is annotated as beta-1,4-galactosyltransferase 3. The coding region runs from base 65 to 1630 and encodes 521 amino acids. Lineage: Eukaryota; Metazoa; Chordata; Amphibia; Anura; Pelobatidae. The record is from RefSeq and is a predicted model, not a curated record. Gene Ontology annotation, cellular component: Golgi apparatus. Gene Ontology annotation, molecular function: galactosyltransferase activity. Gene Ontology annotation, biological process: carbohydrate metabolic process; galactosylceramide biosynthetic process. The transcript is spliced from 7 exons.
AUUACAUACAGCAAACCAGGUAGGAAAUCCCUAGUAAUGUCACUUCCCAUCACCCUCAGCCAAGAUGACGUGUAAUGCUUGGAGACAGGCUAGAAAGAUGAUCCGCCGCGCCUUAGAACGCCCCUGCACCUUGGCUAUGCUUAUUGGGUUCCAAUUUGCCUUCAUGGUCUACUUUUCUUUUGGUGGCCUUCGAAAUCUGGCUUCCAUUUUUGGCCGGUCCACGGAGCCCAGCUUUGACUAUUUGCACACCCAUGAUGUCUACACCAAUUUGACACUACUGCAAGGAUUACAGUUAUCGGCAGCACAGCCAGGAGAGCUAACUCCAAGAUGUCCUGAGAGGUCUCCAUACCUUGUGGGCCCCAUCUCAGUGACCUUCAGUCGCAUCCCAACCCUUCAGAAAAUUAAGGCAAAAAACCCCUUUGUUACACAAGGCGGCAGGUACCACCCCCCAAAUUGUGAAGCUCGCCACCGUACGGCGGUGAUUAUUCCGCACAGGAACCGGGAGACCCACCUCAGACAUCUGCUCUAUUACCUGCACCCGUUCAUGCAAAGACAGCAACUCCAAUAUGGUAUCUACAUCGUCCAUCAGUCGGGGAACUCCACAUUUAACCGUGCCAAGUUACUAAAUGUUGGGGUGAAGGAAGCCAUGAAGGAUGAGGAUUGGGACUGUCUGUUCGUGCAUGAUGUGGAUCUAAUCCCUGAGAAUGAUCACAAUCUUUACACAUGUGAUCCCUGGAGCCCUAAACAUGCCUCGGUUGCCAUGAACAAGUUCAGUUACAGCCUACCAUACCCACAGUAUUUCGGAGGGGUUUCUGCCCUUACCCCAGACCAGUACAUGAAGAUGAAUGGGUUUCCCAAUGAAUAUUGGGGCUGGGGUGGAGAGGAUGAUGAUAUUGCCACCAGGGUUCGUUUGGCUGGCAUGAAGAUUUCUCGCCCUCCUAUAUCCGUUGGCCACUACAAGAUGGUAAAACAUAAAGGAGAUAGCGGCAAUGAGGAAAACCCACACAGGUUUGAUCUCCUCAUAAGGACUCAGAGGAUGUGGACUCAGGAUGGGAUGAAUUCCCUUGCUUACAAAUUAUUGUCUAAAGAACUGGAACCAUUGUACACCAACAUCACUGUGGAUAUUGGUGUAGAUCCCAGGACACAGAAACCUGUUAGGAUGCGUGGUCCUACUCCUCCUGCGAUGAUCCACCACAGUAAUGACUCUAGUAGCAGGACAACUGAAGGAAAGCCAGCAGAGGUCCAGUCUCCAUCCAGACAUUCAGGAUCAGAAAGCGUGCCUCAAAAAUUGUCUCCAACUGCAGAAAACCAAUCCAUGGGAGAUGGUUUGGAUGUAAAAAAGACCUCGGAGAGCGAUGAUGUAAAGGGGAAAAGGGAAGGUGACCACAUGGCCGGUAAAUUUGCACUCCAACACAUGCAGCAAUCUAAAGUCUCAAGCAAGAAACCGCUUGUGAACAAAAAUCUAGACUCCAGAAGAAUCGCACCAAGGGCAGCUAGGAAGUCAUCCAUGAUCUCAAAUCUUCGUGUCGAGGCAGGAGAUUCUAGAGAGAAUCUGGAUAUCAGAUCAUUAAACCGUACUUCAUGGAACAAUCCUCAUGGUCUAGAAUCAAAUAAAGGUGCUAGACUUUGAGAACCGUUUCAGAGCAUGGGAUCCAGAAAUGUAAUUGGGCAGCUUGUUUGCCCCUCCUUAUUUAACUUUUUUUUUGGGGGGGGGGAGUACUAAUUUGUGGGCAUUGCAGAAAUGUAUGGGUUGGGGUGGGGGAUUUGGCCAUCUUGACGAUUGAGACUCCCAGGAAUGUUGCAUAUGCUGGUUAGUCUAAUGCACAUGCUUGGUGCUUUUUGAUGACAUCAUACAAACAAAUGCCUGUCUUCAGCCUUUUGAGACCUUUGGACAUCUUUCAUGUCCUACCUUUACCAGAGGGCACUCUUCCCUGUGGACCGUAUGGGAUCUGACAUGAAGCACCUGGUGGAGGCUGAUGAUUUUUGUUUUUUAUUUAAGCAACGAUUUGUUCAGAGUGCCUCACUACUGUAUACAAGUAAUGAUAUUACUGUGAAAAUUUGCCAUUGAGCUGGAUGGUAUUGUGGCACUGUUACUGUGACUUUUUGUAACUUGUACUACUCCUAUCCUGCUCCACUGCAGCAAUGCUCCCUGUGGCUACAAGUAUUGUACAUAUAUAUGUAUAUAUGGAUCUAUUUUUUAAAAGAUAAUUUAUUCUGUGCUGUGCGCGGUUCUAGAGAAGAAUAUAGGAGGUUGGGGGAAAAACGUUGCCUUACGCCUGUCUGUUUGGCGUAUAUCUCUUUGAAGCGGUUACGGAAUGUGUGCUUGAAUCAGUAUUUAAAUUCAACAAUUUCAAGUGUUUGAAUAUAUAUUUGCUACAUUUUUUUUUACCAAAUAUCUGCCUCGUUAUGUCGGUGGUCGUAACAUAUGAUCCAGAGUGGAAAUUUGAAUGGAUUCCUUCUGUUUCUGUGUACAGAGCUAUUACAUAGAGACUUUUAAUUUAUUGCACAUGUGCUAGUGUAAGAAUACUGAGCGCUACGGAGAUGAUUUGUUUGUUUUUUCUUUUUCAAGAGAUUUGACGUUUGAUUUAUUGUAUGUUGAUCUGGUUU